AUGGCAGCUUUCUUUGACAAUGAACGUCCUAAUGUUGUAUUUGAAGAUGCGAGACCAUCCAUCAUUUCCACCAAAUCGAACAAGUCAGUGUCAUCAUUAGCUAGUUUACAAGAUGAAGAGGAAAGAAAUAAGAAGAAGAGAAAAGAAAGCGAGUGGACAUUUCGCCCUCUCAAAAUCAAGUUCAAAAUGAAAGAUAUCCUCUUUGCUGAUAUUGUUGUUACUAGACUCUCAUCUGGAUGUACUGCAAAAGAUUUGGUUAAAAUUCUCAAUGAAUUGUUUGGAAAAUUUGAUUCAUUAGCUGCAAACAACAAUUGUCUUCGUAUUAAGAUUUUAGGUGAUUGUUACUAUUGUGUAUCAGGAUUAUUAGAUGAACAAGAAGAUCAUGCUCGUUGUUGUGUACAAAUGGGACUUGAUAUGGUAGAAGCUAUCAGAACUGUUCAUGAAGCGACUGGAGUUGAUGUUAAUAUGAGAGUGGGUGUUCAUACUGGUCAUGUGAUUUCUGGAGUGGGUCUGCAUAAGUGGCAGUUUGAUGUAUGGUCUAAUGAUGUGAAAUUAGCUAAUCAUAUGGAGUCUGGAGGAGAACCAGGACGAGUUCAUAUUUCCCAAAAGACAUUUUUUUUGGAUUUCUUGGGUAAUGCUUUUGAAGUAGAGGAAGGCAAUGGAGCAGAGAGAGAUAGCUAUCUUAAGGAACACAACGUGGUCACUUACUUCAUCAAAGAAAAUUUAGAUGGGUCAUUUCUACAAGCUGAUCGUAAGCAUAAUCCUCGCCGUUCUGAAAUCAAUCCUAUUGUGUGUAAACAUCUUUCAAAGUGGGGUGCUCAGGCACCAUUUGCUGGUAUCAAUCAAGUAGAUGCUAUUGAAAAUCCAACAGCUAAUGUGUUAGCUGUGAUGGUGUACAAAUAUACA
This is a messenger RNA of Gigantopelta aegis, 906 nucleotides long. Its product is annotated as adenylate cyclase type 2-like. The record is from RefSeq and is a predicted model, not a curated record. NCBI's taxonomy places the organism in Eukaryota, Metazoa, Mollusca, Gastropoda, Neomphalida, Peltospiridae. Gene Ontology annotation, molecular function: adenylate cyclase activity. Gene Ontology annotation, biological process: intracellular signal transduction; cyclic nucleotide biosynthetic process; adenylate cyclase-activating G protein-coupled receptor signaling pathway.